UUCACAGGCGCGAGCUUCAGUCUGUGAAAGGACAGUGAAGUGUGGUCGCUACUUAAACUACUAUCGAUUACACUGUAGCAAAAGAUGACGGAAAAGAUGCAAUUUUUGUUCUUUUUGCUGCAACUUUGCACGGUUCGACUCUUGCUCGGGGUGAACGGUGAUAUCUGUAAGGUGAAUGUUUGCUCUAAUGGUGGAACUUGUGUGACCAGACAAGGAGAUUCAUUCAUUUGCAUCUGCCCCGACGGCUUCACUGGAGAGACGUGCAAUGAGACGGAGACAGGUCCCUGCAAACCCAACCCAUGCAAGAACGACGGUGUUUGCAGCGUGACGGGCCACUCGCGCCGCGGCGACGUCUUCAGCGAGUACGUCUGCAAGUGCCAACCGGGAUUUGAGGGAGUCCACUGCCAGAACAGUGUCUAUGGGGCCGAUUUAAGCUCCAGAAAAGAUGUGAACGACUGUGUCGGGCAGCCGUGCCAGAAUGGCGGCACCUGCAGGGACCUGGAGGGAGAUUUUAAAUGCCGCUGCCCGUCGCCUUAUGUGGGCAAACACUGCCAGCUACGCUGCAUUUCUUUGCUCGGUAUGGAGGGAGGAGGCGUGGGCGAGUCCCAAAUCUCUGCCUCGUCAGUCCGGUAUACCUUCCUGGGCCUGCAGCGCUGGGGACCUGAGCUGGCUCGCCUCAACAACAAGGGGCUGGUGAACGCUUGGAGCCCCGCCACGCAUGACAGGAACCCCUGGCUGGAGGUCAACAUGCAGAGAAAGAUGCGCCUCACGGGCAUUGUGACGCAGGGAGCCAGUCGCGUGGGAACGGCCGAGUUCAUCAAGGCCUUUAAAGUGGCCUCCAGCCUGGACGGCAAGACAUACACCGUGUACAGGACUGAGGGGCAGAGGAAGGACCAAAUAUUUGUUGGAAAUGUCGACAAUGACGGCACAAAGACGAACGUGUUCGACCCGCCCAUCAUCGCUCAGUACAUCCGCAUCAUCCCGGUGGUGUGUCGCAAGGCCUGCACUCUUCGCCUGGAGCUGGUGGGCUGUGAGCUCAAUGUGUACUCAAACGCUUCAGGUUGCUCAGAGCCAAUGGGCAUGAAGUCCCGGCUGGUGUCCGACCACCAGAUCACUGCCUCCAGCACCUUCCGCACGUGGAACAUCGACGCUUUCACCUGGCAUCCCUACUAUGCCCGGCUGGACAAGCAGGGCAAGACCAAUGCCUGGACCGCCGCCACCAACAAUAAAUCAGAGUGGCUGCAGGUGGACCUGGAGUCUCCCAAGAAGAUCACAGGAAUCAUCACACAGGGAGCCAAAGACUUCGGCACUGUCCAGUUUGUCUCUGCAUUCAGAGUGGCUCACAGUGAUGACGGGCGGUCCUGGACCGUAGUGAAGGACGAGAGCACAAAGAUGGACAAGAUCUUCCCCGGCAACAGCGACAACAAUGUGCACAAGAAGAACCUCUUUGAACCGCCGUUCUACGCCCGAUUCGUGCGCAUCCUGCCGUGGGAGUGGCACGAGCGCAUCACCCUGCGGAUGGAACUCCUGGGAUGUGACGAGUAGCUGACACGCCUGCCUACCUUCCCAUCUGCCCCCUCCCUCUUCAAUCAGUCUUUUCUCUACCUCCAUCACAAUACGCCAAGUUCUCCACUUCUUCUCUCUCGCUCCUCCUCCUCCUCCUGCACUGUCUUGCUCUCGGCCCUAGAGGGCAGCAAACACCGUCGUUCGGAGAGAGGGGGAAGUUAUCUGAUUAACCACUUCAACACCAGGCCACCCAAUAGUAGCUGCCUGGACUUAAAACCUCCAACAAGACCCCCAGCUGGUGAUGUAUAUAAAGUUUUCACUCCUUCUUCUACACUUCUGUUUGGGUGAAUAUUUGUUCAACCGCAUCAUAACCUUUUCUCUGAGCUUGCAAAUUGUUAUUGUGUUGUUCAUCACGCUGCAGACGCAAUAAAUUGUGUCAGCUGUCAAGGCGGUGGCCAGACUUGAGUAGGGUUUGUGGACUGUUGGAAAAAUUUAGCUGAUGCCACCCAAAAAAAAAAAAAGUUGCUUGAGCGUGGGAUCACAUGCUUGAGCUGAUUGGUGCUGCAGUUAGUUUAGCAGACUGAUGUUAUUGGUGAUUUGACUUUUAACUGCUGUGAGUUAAUUUGUCUCAUCUUUGACGGGCUGUCUGAAGCACACAGACAUCGUAUCUCCCUGACUCUGUGAAGGUCGCCAAAAAAUCUGACACAGCUGUCACGUCGGCGCUGACAAAGUAUUCGAGCAGCAGCAAAGGCGCCGUGAAUGCUACUGAAACAUUUCACAUGUCACCACUUUUAUGGCACUUUUGAUAUUUGUGUAUAUGACAAAUGUGCUAAGUGUUGUGCGUACGAGAACAUUGUGGAGGUAAACCAAGAGAGGUUCUUUUUAGGUUUAGAACAUACUGGAUUUAUCCACAUGCGAGCAAGCAAGACUCCCUGCUGAGAAGAGCCAGGAUAGCAAAUCAAAGCAGAUUUUUUACGCUCGCACCUCCUGAACCAACCACCCCCCCCCCCCACCCCCACCACCACCUUCCUCCACCACCUCGUCUUUUCCACCCCAUGAAUUAUGAAUUAUGGGCUUGUGCAAUAUUAUGUCGCGUUUGCUUUGGAUAACGAUGCGUAUUAAUGCGGCGUGCAGACGAGAUGACUUAAAAAAUGCAUGAAGGGGGAAGGUCGCCGAUGUCAAACACUGAACGAUGCGGCAGGUGCGUCCACCGAGACAAUUCAGCAACACACAUGUAAAUAUCUUAUUUCCCUCCCUUUUUCUAUCAUUCAACUUGAUAUUGAUGUCAUUUACUUGAUGGUGUUUUUGUCCUCUUUCCUGCUAUAUUGACAAUGUGGGCUGGCUCUAUUGGAUCCGACUCACGUGUUUCUGAGGCAAGUCCUUUGUAUUGUUUAAACAAACACAUGAAAAUAAAUGUUUAAAACUUGCA
Dunckerocampus dactyliophorus (ringed pipefish) is the source of this 2935-nucleotide messenger RNA. RefSeq names its product milk fat globule EGF and factor V/VIII domain containing b (gene mfge8b). Lineage: Eukaryota; Metazoa; Chordata; Actinopteri; Syngnathiformes; Syngnathidae. Bases 85 to 1545 code for a protein of 486 amino acids. Gene Ontology annotation, molecular function: calcium ion binding. The transcript is spliced from 11 exons. The record is from RefSeq and is a predicted model, not a curated record.